CUGUAGAUUGUAUAUUUAGGGUCAGUUGUAUCGGACUAAGUCAUGUUAAUAUUGAAAUCGCGAUUUUGACGUGUAAGGUUCAAUGGCUACACCGUGUACGCCAUUAUUUUUCGGUCGCCAAAAUCGCGUUUUUUUCGCCUUAAUCCGGCGCUUUGACGGCGAAAUGUGCCCCAUUUCGCGUCGGUUUUUGCAACUAUAAAUUGUGAGGUCGGAAAAAGCCUAAUUAAAAAAUCGAGUGGGAGUGUCAUAAUUUGACAUUUAAAAAAACUAAAAUUUUCUUUGUUGUCGGCCUGUCCGUUGACCUUGGAUUCCAACCUAUUUGUUUACAUGCUGGAUGGAUGGAAGUUCUUCGAUUUUCUGAAUUAUUGCAGUAUUCAUAAUGGUUGUGGAUGUACCUUUGAGGAGUUUUCAUCACAAAAUGCAGCCUACUGGCAUGAGUCCUCGUGAAUUAUCCGAAAACGAUGACUGGGCUACAUCCCUGGUGCUAGACCCACAUCUCGGAUUCACCACACAUAAAAUGAACCUUCGGUACAGGCCCAUCAAAACCAGCACAGCUGAACUUAAAAGUAUUGUGGAAGAGUUUCAAAAAACUCAGAAUUACGAGAAAGCCUACAACAGUAUUGCCAAGGGAGAAUGGAUGCCCAAAAUCAAGUCCAAAAUCCAGCAGAACAAACUCAAGGAGCAUAUUUAUCGCUAUCUAAGGGUAUUCGACAAAGAGUCGGGUUUCGUGAUCGAACCUUGUUAUCGUUACUCGCUCGAGGGUCAAAAGGGCGCUAAAAUCUCAGCGACGAAAAAAUGGUACAAAAACGACAAAAUCGAAUGUUUGGUCGGUUGCAUCGCCGAAUUGACCGAAGAAGAGGAAAAGCAGCUUCUUCAUCCGGGAAAAAACGACUUUUCCGUGAUGUACAGUUGCCGAAAGAAUUGUGCACAACUCUGGUUGGGCCCUGCUGCGUAUAUCAAUCACGAUUGCAGGGCAAAUUGUAAAUUCGUGGCUACUGGUAGAGACACGGCGUGUGUUAAAGUUUUGCGCGACAUUGAAGCGGGUGAAGAGAUUACGUGUUUCUACGGUGAAGAUUUCUUCGGUGAUAAAAAUUGCUAUUGCGAGUGCGAAACGUGUGAAAGACGCGGAAUGGGCGCUUUUGCGAAAGAAAGCGACAAAAAGGAGGAGAACGGUUACAGAUUGCGCGAAACCGAUAACCGAAUUAACCGGACCAAGCAGAAAAUCACGUGUAAUAAUAACAAAGAGGAACAGUUUGGUGGUAAUCGCGGCGAGGAGAAAAUCGUGGCGCCGUUGAGUAUGAAAGAAUUGAGACAGAAGGGGUUGACGAAGUACGAUGCUGAACUUUUGAUAGCGCAGGGGUGCAAGUUUUCGGAUAUUGGGGAGUUUCCGAGGAAGAACCGGUUAAGUGUGUCGAGUGCGGGUAAUGACAAUAAUAACAAGAAAUCUGAAGUUAAAAAAUCUGUGAUAAAUGAAGAACCGCAAGCCUUGGUUAGUUCGAGGACUUCGAGACUUCAAAGAAGACAGGCGAGACAAGCAAAUCAGGAGCUUAUGCAAACUGCCACUCAUAAUGUGUCGAGAUCCAAUCUUUUAGAUGACUUGCAGAGUAACGCGAGUAGUUGUAUGAGCACUUGUAGCGAUCAAGAUCCAGUUUGUGAUGCCACACAGCAGAAUAAGAAGUUUAAUGACAAACACGAGAGCGGAAAAGGGGUGCCGCAGAUUACAGAUCGCCCCCCGACUCCGGUGCAAACAAACGAGAACGGCAUCACAUUGCGUAGCCACAAAUGCCUCAAUGUCGAAAAAUCUGAGAGUGUAAUGCCGAAAUUGGAACCUCAGGUCGUCUGUAACCAAAACGGUAUUAAACACUUACCAAAACGUGGCACAGCUCGCGUGAAAACCCGUCAUUCGUCGCGUCUCACCAAGUUGAAUAACAAUAUCACUGCCAAUAACGAUAAAGACGUAUACGAGUUCGAGGACGAAGACUCGAAGACGGACUCCUUAUGUCUGCGAAGGAACAGAACGAAAGAAACGAACGGUGAUAAUGUGAUAAAACCCGAAAUUGAUAACGAGGAUUCGAGGGAAAAGUCUGACGAUAAUCAGAACAAUUGGCACGAGGUUAAAACCGAACCGGUUUUCGUGCCGGAGACGACCCAAGUGGAGAAAACACCGGAAAAGUGCGGACGGUUGAAAUUGACGUUGAGGAUGAAACGGAGCCCGGUCUUGGAUGAAGUUAUCGAGUCCGGGAAUAGUCUGAGUGAAGACAGUUUCGAACCGGAGUAUGAAGUGUUGAGAGUGGAGGGCGUAGAGUAUACACCUUUUUCACACCGGAAAAAGAGACAUAAAUCGAAGGACAGGAAAAGGGAUAGGAAAUUAAAACAAAGUGAAGAGGUGACCCAUUUACCAAUGAAGAGAUUACGGUUAAUAUUUGGGAAUGAGAGUCACACGAUCGAUAUCCCGUCCACUAGUUCAAAUUGUCAUACAUGACUUUUUCCGUUCUGAUGUAACACGAUUCCUUUGUUAGUUUUAUUUUUGUAAUUGUACAGCAGGACCUUUUUUAUUUAUUUAUUUUACUAACUUUCUAACGUUUAAGUGAAUUUUGUCUUUUGGAUGUUAGGGUUGUGGCGCACUCGAUCUUCGCUGAGAUUUACAAGUCUUUUAUUUAUUUGGGUGUCUUAGCGUGAAUUGAUCUCAUCAGGUGUUUACAUAACAAUAUGACACACAAGAAGUGUGAUACAACAAUUAGGUUUAUCGUGAAACUUUGCAUAAAAAUCGUUACUUGUGUGAACGAAUGAUUGUGUGAACGUAAUUAAAAGACUUGUAUAUUUAUGAAAAAUGCUAGAUUGAGAGUCGUCAUUCAUAAAAUAGACCGCUGUGAUUCAGAAUGUUAGCGUUAGUGAGACCAAACUACUUUGGUCGGAAGCUUAUUUUUAAUAAAUCGUGUAAAAUGUAAUAUUUUAUUUGUGGUAUUCUUUCAGAACCGACCGGAUGCGUUGUAUUAGCGGUUAGGGGAUUCUAACAAAUAAAAUUUCAGGACUUGUUGCCUUCGUUGUGCAGUAAUAUACAAAAAACCAUUCCAUUUAAACAGAUCAUUAUUUAUUUUAUUUAUGUACAAGGACACAGAUCUUGGUAUAUUUUUGUUGAAUGGGUGCACACACCUUAGAUUAGAUUUUUUCCAUAGUUUUAUUUUCACAAGCAUUUAUCGAAAUGGUGGGUUGAGUGAGCGCCGUACGCUGUUCUAUUACGUUUUUAGAUAAAUUCUUGUUGAAAUUUACUGUUGAAAUUUUAUGAUGUCUGUGGAAAAGUGUAUGCAUCUGUGAAUAAUGUAAUUCAUCGAGAUUGGUGCAUAUUGCACGGUAUUUGUAAAUAUAUUUGUAAUAUGUACGAUAAGAAUUAUGCAUUACUUAAAUUUACCUCAUGUUUAUAUGAAAACACAUCAUCGAUCAUUUCUUACAUUGUUUCGGCGUUGAUCCCCUUAAUGAGUUCCUAAUGCUCCCACAAUUAGUUCAUCUUUGCGUGAAUGCAGUGCAUGUGUGCGUGGAUGUGUUAUGUAUUAAUGUAAGAAAUGAUAACAAUGUACUAAACUGAAUAAAGUUUUAUAAAACCAA
Molecule: messenger RNA, 3603 nt
Organism: Tribolium castaneum (red flour beetle)
Lineage: Eukaryota; Metazoa; Arthropoda; Insecta; Coleoptera; Tenebrionidae
Gene: Hmt4-20
Product: Histone methyltransferase 4-20
Exons: 3
Coding region: 380-2482 (700 amino acids)
Cellular component (GO): nucleus
Molecular function (GO): protein binding; histone H4K20 methyltransferase activity
Source: RefSeq, a predicted model, not a curated record